UGGUACCCGGAGCGUUACGACAAGAGUGAUAAGGUCGAGAGAAUGUGGAGUUGGAUGUCCGAAGAGAUGCAGGAAAGACAGCGGAAUAAGAAAGAGAAGGAGAUCGCUGUCAAGAAGGUGGAGGAAGAUAGGAGGAAGAAGGAUGAGGAAGAAAGGCGUUUAGCUGAUGCGAAGGAGAAAGAGGAAUUUAAGGCGGGUAUUGGGUUGAUGGUGCAAAGUCAGAUGAGGAGUGUCUGUGAAGAAGUCCCGGGGAGGAAAGUGGUUGAAGGCGAACGACCUGUGGCUGCAACGACGACCGAAAUCCGGCGACGUACGGAAGCGAUUGCGAAGGAAAAUCAGGAGCGCGAGGAACUUCGAAAGAAGGAAGAGGAGAUUGUGAAACUAAAGGAGGCGAUGACUGAGAUGCCAUGGCAAACUUGUCGACCACAUCAAUCGGAACAAGAAUUGGUAUCAUUACGCAUGAAUAAUCAGCAACUGAUCGAGGGCGUUAUUAGAUUGAAGGAGCAGGUGAACGACCUUGCUAAGGCUACUAAGACUUCAUUUGGGGCGGCGACGAUUACGAGCCCAUCCCCAUUGGCGGCUAAAGCGGUUGAGCCUACUCCUGCCGACUAUGUCAAACUGGCUGAAGCAUAUCAAAGAAUUCGCGAUGACAGGGACAUGACUCAGCGUGAAAUUCAAGCACUAAAGGAGAGGAUUGCCAAGAUCGGAUCCGCGACUGCUACCCCGUCCAGCAUCAAGAGGAAGAGGAUCUUACGUAAAAGCGUAUCACCACCCUCCAACUUACGAAUGCGACUGGUGAAGGUAGUAAGAAGGGGCAGCUAAACGUUCAGUUCAUCAAACUGAAGAACGAAGGACGAGACGACUUCAGGAAACGG
Messenger RNA from Chara braunii, 875 nucleotides. The record is from the annotation of a GenBank genome assembly. Lineage: Eukaryota; Viridiplantae; Streptophyta; Charophyceae; Charales; Characeae.